AUGGAUUAUGAGAAUGGGAAGAAGAGGAAAGUUCGGAACAGACAUCAACUAAAAACACAGUUGUUGUCUCUAAGGUAUCUAAUCGUAUGCCUCUGCUGUUUCUUCGUCUUGCUCUUCUUCUUAUCCUCCGGCAAAGUCUUCACACUCUCCGUCCGUUCCGAUUCCCUGAGACCUUCUCUUCGCGUUCCGGCUCUCUCCGUCUUAUCUUCAAUGGAUUCGAUUCACCGCUCGUUUCACGGCCGAUUCCCUCCGCUGAGAGUCGAGGACAGAGUCAAAUUCCCCGACCACCUGCUCCUGAUUCUCUCGACUCGAAUAGGGAAAGGUGAGAAAAACCUAGUUUGUGUUUAUCACGGCGUAAAGGAAGAGACUUUAGCUUUGCCGGCGAUUUCUACCGACGAAUUCGAUGAGUUUCGAUCGAUUGCUCGGUGCCCCAACGCUCCUUUAAACUUUUCUUCCUCUGUUGAUUUGCAAUUCCAUGGAGAUUUGGUGAAGAAGACGAAGAAGCAGAAACAGAGCAAGGUUCAUAAUUGGGAGAAAGUUGGUUACGAGGCGGUGAUCGACGGCGACACGGUGGUUGUGUUCGUCAAAGGAUUGAAUCGAAGACCUCACAAGGAAUCGGAUCCUUCUUACUACAAAUGCCAAUUCGAAAUUGGGAAAUCUGAUGUUGAAGUUCUGGUGACUAAAGCUGUCGCUGCAGCGCAAGAAGUUGUGAGGUGUGUGUUGCCAGAGAGCUUGAAGCUAAAGGCAGAGACUUUUAAAGUGAGCGUGAUCCACAUCGAUCCCAGAGGAAGAUCCACGCCUGCUUUACCUUCCGUUGCGAGAAUCAACGGUUCGGAUUCGAUCGUGAAGAAGAAGAGUGGGAGGAAUAAGCAUGAGCUCUGUGUUUGCACAAUGCUAUGGAACCAAGCUCCGUUCUUGCGUGAGUGGAUCAUGUACCACUCGUGGCUCGGCGUCGAAAGGUGGUUCAUUUACGACAACAACAGCGACGACGGGUUACAAGAAGAGAUCGGAUCGCUCAACGGAGAGGGUUACAACGUGAGUAGACAUGUCUGGCCGUGGAUCAAGACUCAAGAAGCCGGUUUCUCGCAUUGUGCGGUGAGAGCGAAAGAGGAAUGCAACUGGGUCGGGUUCUUCGAUGUAGACGAGUUCUACUACUUCCCUACGCACCGCUCUCGUGGCUCGCCGAGCAAGAACGCGUUGAGGUCUCUUGUUUCGAACUACACUUCUUGGGAGAUGGUUGGAGAGAUCAGAACGGAAUGUCAUAGCUUCGGUCCGUCCGGUUUAACCACUGUGCCGUCACGAGGCGUGACCGUUGGUUACACUUGUAGGCAAGCGAAUCCGGAGAGGCAUAAGUCGAUAAUAAGACCGGAGAUGGUGACGAGCUCGUUGCUUAACGAGGUUCAUCAUUUUCAGAUGAAGGAAGGAGUAGGGCAUUUGAGUUUGGUGGAGAGUGUUGCUGUUGUGAACCAUUACAAGUACCAGGUUUGGGAGACGUUCAAGGCUAAGUUUUAUAGGAGAGUGGCGACUUAUGUUGUGGACUGGCGAGAGAAUCAGAACCAAGGGUCGAAAGAUCGAGCUCCGGGGCUAGGGACGGAGGCGGUUGAGCCGGUGGAUUGGAAGAGGAGGUUCUGUGAAGUGUGGGAUACUGGUUUGAAGGAUUUGGUUUUGUCGAGUUUUGCUGAUGGAGUUGCUGGUUAUUUGCCUUGGCAGAGGCAACUACAAGAACAAGAAUGA
Messenger RNA from Microthlaspi erraticum, 1734 nucleotides. The record is from the annotation of a GenBank genome assembly. NCBI's taxonomy places the organism in Eukaryota, Viridiplantae, Streptophyta, Magnoliopsida, Brassicales, Brassicaceae.